UUCCCGGUCACCAACCCGAAUAAACCCGGGAAACUUAGAAUGGUUUGGGAUGCAGCAGCCAAGGCUUUCGGUGUGUCUCUAAACUCCGUCCUGUUAAAAGGCCCCGAUCAACUGUGUUCGUUGCUGACGAUCCUGCUUCAGUUCCGCGAGCGUCGAGUAGCGUUGACCGGAGAUAUACGCGAGAUGUUCCACCAAGUGCGAAUUCGGGAGGAAGAUCAACAAUGCCAGCGCUUCUUGUGGGAUGACGAAAACGGCGAAAUUGCAACCUAUGUUAUGCAGGUUAUGACUUUUGGAGCCUGCUGCUCCCCUAGUAGCGCCCAAUUCAUCAAGAAUCUAAAUGCCAAUCGCUUCUCCAAUCAGUUCCCGGCCGCCGUCGAAUCGAUAACAAAGCGUCACUAUGUAGACGACUUGUUGGUGAGUGUAGACACGGAGCAAGAAGCGAUUCAGUUAGCGAAGGACAUCAAGUACGUACAUUCGGAAGGCGGGUUUGAGAUACGCAACUGGAUGAGUAACUCGGAGGUAGUGCUAUCACGAUUACAGGACAGUUCUCUAGAAGAGAAGAGUCUUGAUCUGCAGUCAGAAAUGGGCACUGAGAAAGUUUUGGGCAUGUGGUGGUGCAUGGCCUCAGAUGUAUUCACGUAUAAAGUCGGGUGGACCCGUUUCGACCAAGCACUGCUGGAAGGCCAGCGACGACCGACUAAGCGAGAGAUCCUACGCGUGUUGAUGACUAUCUUUGAUCCUCUAGGACUUAUCGCUCACUUCUUGGUGUAUCUCAAGAUUCUGCUGCAGGAAGUUUGGCGAUCCGGAGUCCAAUGGGACGAGAAAAUCGGAGACGAAUUAUUCAGGAAAUGGCAAAGGUGGCUGAGAGUUCUGCCACAGGUGGAAAUGGUCCGAAUUCCACGAUGUUACAACCUUCAUUCGUCCCCAGCGAAUAGUUGCGAUACGCAGCUACAUACAUUUGUUGAUGCGAGCGAGAAUGGGAUAGCAGCUGUAUGUUAUCUGAGAUUCGUUCGCGAUGACGUUACUCAAUGCUCAAUCGUUGCAGCUAAAACUCGCGUAGCACCGUUGAAGUUUGUCUCAAUCCCAAAGCUGGAGCUCCAAGCAGCUGUAGUCGGUGCAAGACUCGCACGAGCUGUUGGCGAGGCUCUCUCCAUCUCAAUCAAUAAUCGAGUGUUCUGGACCGAUUCGCGCGACGUUCUCUGCUGGAUCAAUUCAGACCAUCGACGUUACACACAGUUCGUAGCAUUCCGUGUCGGCGAACUCCUUGAAACUACGGAAGCUACUGAGUGGCGUUGGGUCCCUACAAAACUUAACGUAGCAGACGAUGGAACAAAAUGGGAGAGAGGGCCAGAUUUGACGCGUAACAGCAGAUGGUUUACCGGUCUGGAUUUUCUUUGGCAACCAGUGUCGGAAUGGCCCCAGCCAACGAUUGCUCAUGGCUCAACGAAGACUGAACUGCGUCCACAUUUACUGUUUCAUCGAGCGGUUCCUGAUCCACUGUGCUGUGUGACCAAUUUCUCUAAUUGGCGGCGCCUGAUCAACGUGAUCGCAGCUGUUUUCCGUUUCCCAGCAAAUUGUCGCUUAAAACGUCGCAAGCAGCCGAUCCAAACGGGACCUUUUUCAAUGGAGGAAUUAAGCGUAGCGGAAAACUAUUUAAUUAGCCUAGCUCAGCUUGCCGCAUAUCCCGAUGAAAUGACAGUCCUGUCCCAGUCAAAAUUGCAGGAAUGUCCGGCCAAAAGGUUGAUUCACAAGAGCAGUCCGCUGUAUAAGCUCACCCCGUGGAUAGACGACUGUGGAAUUCUUCGAAUGCGAACUAGAAUUGCAGCUUGUCAGUUCGCCACCGAGGACGCUAGAAGUCCAAUCAUCCUACCACGUGACCACCAUGUAACCAAACUGAUAGUCUCGCACUACCACGGUAAAUAUCACCACCUGAACCACGAGACCGUUAUCAAUGAACUACGCCAAAAGUACCACAUCUCCCGAAUCCGUGUCAUUUACGCCAAGGUUCGCACAAACUGCCAACGCUGCAAAAAUGAAUCGUCGGUGCCAAACCCUCCAAUAAUGGCAGACUUGCCAGAUGCGCGGCUCGCUGCUUUCUCGCUCCCCUUCACGCACAUAGGAGUUGACUACUUUGGGCCUAUGGAAGUCGUGCUUGGCAGACGCGUAGAGAAACGAUGGGGAAUGCUAGUCAUCUGUCUGACUACCCGUGCAAUUCACAUCGAGGUCGUCAACUCAUUAAGCACCGAUUCCUGCAUCUUGGCACUUCGCAACGUCAUUGCUCGUCGUGGCACUCCUAGACGGAUUCACAGUGACCGCGGGACGAAUUUUGUCGGUGCAUCUCGAGAAUUGAGGGAAGCUGCUGAUUUGAUUGAUCAAAAUGCUAUAAUGAAGGAGUUUGUAAGCCCAGAAACCGAAUGGGUAUUCAACCCACCGUCCGCCCCGCACAUGGGUGGUAGUUGGGAGCGCCUGAUCCGUACCGUCAAAAAGAACCUGAUGGCAACUUUACCUUCACGAAAGCCCUCCGAUGAAAUUCUUCGGAGUCUACUUACCGAAAUCGAAAGCACAGUUAACUCUCGCCCUUUGACCCACGUUCCCAUAGAUGACGAUUCGGCCCCUGCACUAACUCCGAACCAUUUCUUACUGGGCUCAUCGAGUGGCGUGAAACCGCUUAUCACGAUGGACGACAGCGGCUCUGCCCUACGACAAAACUGGCGAGUAUCGCAAGUUGUAGCAAACCAGUUUUGGAAGCGCUGGGUCACCGAUUAUCUGCCGGAAAUUACCAGGAAAACGAAGUGGUUUGAACACACCAAGCCAAUCUCGUUGGGCGACGUAGUGGUCAUCGCGGACUCCAAUCUACCGAGGAAUUGCUGGCCGAAGGGCAAAGUGAUUCACACGCGUGUCGGCCGAGACGGGCAGAUCCGAUCUGCAACUGUUCAAACAGCGAGAGGUGUGUACGAACGACCUGCAACGAAGCUGGCAGUGUUGGACGUUCGUCGCGAUGAGGUGUAAGCCAAUCAGAAGUUGGCGUACCUGGGGGGACUGUUAGCAGACUCAAUAUCAGUCUGCGCGCAUCAUAACCAAACUGCCAGCACUGUUCACUACCACAGACAUCAGCUGCGGAAUACACCACCUUCGCAAUCCGCCUUGAUAGCCAAUACAAUCACGCAGCAGCAAGUGACAGACAGUACCUCGUGACAGCAGGAAGAAAGAAUAAAACAAAAACCCAUCAGAUAGUAGAAGUAGUGCAUCUAAAUUUACUUAUAAUAAGCUAAAACUAAUUAAAACUACUUAAGCUAAUUUAUACUAAGUGAAUUACACCACCACCGUAUAACCUACAAGAUACAAAAACCGUUCCGUGCCGAUUUCGGUAUUCAAUUAGGCCCGAAGAUCGUGAAUCAAAUUCUAUCGCCUGUUUCUAGUUGGCACGUCAGGACUGUGCAGUUUCCUACCGUCAGGUACCCUAUAACCGUCUGCUUAGGAAAGUUAGUAAACGAAUUUUGUAAUCCUUCUCCUACUUUGAAUAAAAUUGGAU
Messenger RNA from Topomyia yanbarensis, 3532 nucleotides. RefSeq lists its product as uncharacterized. The transcript is spliced from 2 exons. The record is from RefSeq and is a predicted model, not a curated record. NCBI's taxonomy places the organism in Eukaryota, Metazoa, Arthropoda, Insecta, Diptera, Culicidae. Gene Ontology annotation, biological process: DNA integration. The coding region runs from base 40 to 3009 and encodes 989 amino acids. Gene Ontology annotation, molecular function: nucleic acid binding.